Messenger RNA from Dissoconium aciculare CBS 342.82, 708 nucleotides. RefSeq lists its product as uncharacterized. Gene Ontology annotation, biological process: rRNA processing; ribosomal large subunit assembly. Gene Ontology annotation, cellular component: nucleus. The transcript has a single exon. Lineage: Eukaryota; Fungi; Ascomycota; Dothideomycetes; Mycosphaerellales; Dissoconiaceae. Gene Ontology annotation, molecular function: 3'-5' exonuclease activity; nucleic acid binding. The annotation marks the transcript as partial. The record is from RefSeq and is a predicted model, not a curated record.
ACACCGACGGAUCGUCGGACCAGCAGCACAACUGCAUCGAGUCUGAUUCGCGACCACGAUAUCUCGCCAGCAGAUCUCGUUGCCGCUUAUGGCACAACGCAACAUCGGAGCGGCGCAUCACUGGCCCAGCGAGAUGCCUCAUCCGCGGCGGAUAAUAUCAAUGCUGGCCUCCACCCAUCCCACAAAGUCGGCAAAUACAUCGCGAUAGAUUGUGAAAUGGUCGGCACAGGCGCUGCGCCCGACUACUCCGACAGUCUGCUCGCACGGGUCUCUGUCGUAAACUUCCACGGCGAACAGCUCUACGACUCAUAUGUCCAGCCACCACCAGGAGUCAUCGUAGGUGACUACCGGACGACCUGGAGCGGAAUCAAACCCGAGCACCUAAACCCCGAUAUCGCGCGACCCUUCACAGAAGUCCAAAAGGACGUAUCCUCGCUACUCACGGGACGCAUUCUUGUCGGUCACGCCAUCCGCAACGAUCUCAGCGUCCUGAUGCUCUCGCAUCCCAAACGGGACGUGCGUGACACAGCGCGCCACGCAGCCUUCCGGAUCGCGAGCAAAGGCAAAGCGCCCGCACUGCGCAACUUGGCCAAGGAGGAGCUCGGAUGGACGAUCCAGACUGGCGAGCAUUCGUCAUUGGAGGAUGCACGAGCGACGAUGAUGUUAUUUCGGAAAGAGAAGAAGGUGUUUGAAGAGGAGAAUCGGAAA